AGAAGGUAUCCCAAAAUCCUCCUGUUAUAAGCUUCCAUCAAAGACUAUGGAGGAAAUAGAACAUACCUGCCCUCAGCCUCGUACGGUUUUCAAGAACUGCAACCUGACCAGGCAGUGGUAAAACAACAGGAAGAAUGUCAUGAUGAAGAUCCUCCAUCACUUGCUCUCAUUUCCUUGGACCAUCUUAGAUUUUGAAACUGUGUGCAUUUUAGUGGAUAGCUUAGCAGCUGGACUGUGUGUGGUGAGAGUAGUCUGCAGCUGGGCCAGGAGCUAAGGUAGCAUUAGUUACACCUCACUGCAAGUUGGGGUCACGAUGAGAUCGACUGAAGAAGACUCAGAUGAGAAUGUAAAUUGGGUGGCCAACAGAAGAGGACCGUUAGAAAUGUACACCGAAAUGCUUCAUGCAUUUGCAGACGUGCCAGAAAGCAUAUUGUCACUAUCAAGAAACUCGGAGAAGUCUGGCACUCAUUCAUUUAGCAACUUACAGAUCCAUGAUGGUUGAUGUCUCAGCAACCUUUGCAGCACAAACAGAAGCCAGAUAAUGUCUGGAUGCUGUAUUGGAAGUACAGACUGGCAAAGUACAAGACAUUCACUGAACCUGCUGCAUUUGCAGAUGAAACAAGCUGUCAGUGCAAGGCACCCCACGAAAGACUGACUAUUACUCAGGCCCGUUUUGGAACACCAAUUGACAGACCAGUGAGAGUUUAUGCAGAUGGAAUAUUUGAUCUCUUUCAUUCGGGUCAUGCUCGGGCUCUCAUGCAGGCCAAAAAUCUUUUUCCAAAUACCUACUUACUUGUUGGAGUGUGUAGUGAUGAUCUAACACAUCAAUACAAAGGAUUCACUGUCAUGAAUGAGAUCGAGCGGUAUGAUGCCCUGAGACAUUGUCGCUAUGUUGAUGAGGUUAUCAGGGAUGCACCAUGGACACUAUCUCCGGAAUUUCUUGAAAAACAUAAGAUUGAUUUUGUGGCACACGAUGAUAUUCCAUACUCCUCUGCUGGAUCAGAUGAUGUCUAUAAACACAUUAAGGAAGCUGGCAUGUUUGUCCCAACUCAACGAACAGAGGGCAUCUCUACAUCUGACCUUAUUACCAGAAUUGUAAGAGAUUAUGAUGUUUAUGCCCGACGUAAUCUUCAGAGAGGUUACACAGCCAAAGAGCUUAACGUUAGUUUCAUAAAUGAAAAGAAGUAUCGCUUCCAAAAUCAUGUUGACAAAAUGAAAGAAAAAGUAAAGAACGUAGAAGAAAAAUCAAAAGAAUUUGUUUACAAAGUGGAGGAAAAAAGCCAUGAUCUUAUACAAAAAUGGGAAGAAAAAUCACGAGAAUUUAUUGGAAACUUUUUAGAGCUGUUUGGUCCAGAUGGAACUUGGAAACAAGUUUUCCAGGAGAGAGGCGGUCGGAUGCUGCAAGCUCUGUCUCCAAGGCAAAGUCCCUCAAGUAGCCCAACAAGAGAACGGUCCCAGUCCCCAACAUUCCAGUGGCCAUUUACCAAAACGUCACCCCCAUCUUCCCCGAAAGUUGCUUCUGCCUCCAUCAGUAGCAUCAGUGAUGGAGAAGAGGAUGAAAAUUGAAUGAUUGGGAACCUGCAGCACGUGAGCAGAUGCAUAUGAUCAGCAAUGAUGUAAUCUCAGGCAAACCUUAGCCUUUUAGUUUUCCUUUCCAUCAUUCUCAGGCCCUUAACAGAGUCUGACUAAUCCUAUUAUUACAACAUGUUUAUAGUGCACACAUCACAAAUAUCAGCUUCUAAAUUGUCCCCCUCUACAAGAAUCUGUGCUAUAGUUAAUGCUAGCAUCACAAUGUUCAUGGCUCCUGUGUUGACAUAAGUCACAUGAGACAUCCCUCAAUGUAAAACCAAAAACAUCUCAGAUGCCAUCUAUAAACGGAAUGUGUAGGUAAACUAUUUGUGACUGAUACAAUGAAAAUGUUUAUAAUUUUGCCUCAUCAAGUACCAUAAACAAAAUGGGUUGGAAAAUACACAAAGCAAUAGAGGCAAAUUUUAAGACUUUCCCUUUCUUGAGUUGAAUCAUAUGAGAGGUUUUACAAGACAGACUUUUAAAAAAAUAAAUAACCUUUAUCCAGGCUGUAUGAUAAACAUCGGAUAGAUAAAAUCAUGAUAACACAUCUGUUUGUUAUUUUCUAAAUUAGUGAGCUGUGGGAAAAAUAACAAUUCAAAAAUAGGUCAUCUUCAAAUGCAGAAUCCACUUCAACAUUGAUUGGCUAUCUCAUUGUGACCUCUUGCAUGA
Molecule: messenger RNA, 2238 nt
Organism: Chiloscyllium plagiosum (whitespotted bambooshark)
Lineage: Eukaryota; Metazoa; Chordata; Chondrichthyes; Orectolobiformes; Hemiscylliidae
Source: RefSeq, a predicted model, not a curated record